Molecule: messenger RNA, 2034 nt
Organism: Leishmania major strain Friedlin
Lineage: Eukaryota; Euglenozoa; Kinetoplastea; Trypanosomatida; Trypanosomatidae
Exons: 1
Coding region: 1-2034 (677 amino acids)
Source: RefSeq, a predicted model, not a curated record
AUGUGUGAGGCUGAGCGUGUCCACCCCCUCCUCAGGUACGUACUCCGCAGAUGCGUGUGUGCUCUCACACGCACACACGCGAGAGAGCACACGCAUACACAGCAGCAACGAAAGGCCGCUGUGUUCUCCGUCAUGUUCAUCUUGCGCAUCGCCGGCGACGUGGACGGCUUCAAGCGCAACGUCGAGGUGUCUUUUCCACAUCGCCCGUCACUUCAGCAAGUGUGCAUCGUUGCGGAGACGAUUCUUCCACUGCAAGAGCGGAGUGGUCGCCGGUCGUGGCACCCAACGUGGGCGGCAGCAACGCAGGAUGCGGGAGACGACACCGCUAGCACUGCAGCGUCUUUCAUAGCUCCAGUUGAUGCCAGCCCGCGCGCCGCAGCGCUGGCGGCCAUAUAUACUGUGGAGUCACUGGUCUACUUGAACAGGGCCACUCAUGAGUGGGAAGGGCUUUACAGCGCCUCUCAGCUCACGUCGGGGUCACAGGUGUAUUGCUUCUUCCCUCUGCAGCACCGUCGGGUGGCCGCGGCCAUGGGGAGAGGCUCGAGCUCUGCUCUCCCGUCCUCGUCUUCUGCAUUUCCUGUACGAGAGGAGUACGUGAAUGAGGCCGAGUCGCCAAGCUUGCAGGCUUAUGCGAGUCUACCUAUCAGAACUGGGGUUCAGCAGAGCCGGGCCGACCCCGAUCGCCCAGGCGCCAUUCCAGCUCCGCAGCAGCGCCUUGUCUGGGACUGCGCCAGUGGUGUUCGAGGUGGCGUUCGGCCGAGACGGAAGGGCGUGGAUGGAGGCUUCAGCCACGUCGACUCUGCCUCUCCCUCGCCGAUGCAGGCAAGUGUGCGGAGCAGCAGUGAUACGGCACACGGCUUUGCCGCUGGACUGCGCCGAAGGCGCGCCUCGUCUCCUUUUUCGUCGUGCAGUCGCCGCCUCUCCUCCCUGUCACCCUCCAGCGCUGUUCCGUUCGGUGCCUCAGCGUGGCCAACCCUUUCGCCCACAGUAGGGACGGCACCUCGAGCGGUAGACAGGGCACGAUCGCCAUCUUUUCGCUCCGCCCCCACCUUCCCCACACCUCCCCGCCAUGUUGGCGCAGACUUUGUGCGCACCACGUCCCUGCCCACCCGCAAAGACUGCAGGGGUCUUGUGGAGGCGCAAGCCCAGAAGGCGUCACCAUCGCGGCGUCAUUCGACCUUGUCUUGGCUGCGCGAUGAUUGCAACAGUUCUCUCUCGGCCUUGCGCCAAGGCUGGUCUGCGUUGCUGCUCAGCAGCGAGGGCGGGCGCGGCAACCGCUACGCCCAUCUCGGCGAUCGCCUGGCUUUGUUGUUCGACGUUUUGGUGCACCUUGACCCUCAGGAGGACGGGGCAGGGCAGCGGCAGUACAUCCUCUUGAGGAACUUCUAUCUCCUCGCCGCUCGCUUCGCUUCUACUUUCACCGCUGCCGCUGCUCCUCCUUGCCCGACGUACGCUUCGAUGAGCGCCUAUGGCACGUCUAUCUCGUCGACGGUCAUGAACAUUACGGCAGAGCUGGAUGCACGGCUGCAUUGGACCUGGAACGAUGUCGUGCGACACGCGGACAAGGAUCGCGAUGGCUGCAUCGCGUACAGAGAGUGGAUCUCAUUCGGCAUCGAACACCCAGAGGUGAUUCAGUUGCUAUGCCGCGCUGUUCACGCACUACUCCUGGGCGAGGCAGCUUCGUCAGGCAGUCAUUACGCCGACAGACACGCCAGCCCAGGUGCACAGACUCCGCUGUUAGCGCCUUCCGACCACUUCUUUUAUCACUCCACCCCCUCUAUGGGGCACGAGGGAGACAGGACUCGCAACAGCAAUGCCGAGCUCUUCUCAAGCGUCUUGCAAUGCUGCCGUAUGCAUCAAGGCCAGACCGAUGGCAUAAACGCCGACAGAGGUAAAGUGAUGCGUGCUGCUGAAGUGCAUGGACGGCAUGCUAAGCGUUACGAGGCGUGCCGCGAGCUGCACGCUGAGCUCUCCGAGGAUUGCCGCAGCAGAGUAUCCGCGCAAGCAAGCAUUGGAUUCGCCCUGAGGCGCUGA